This is a messenger RNA of Carassius gibelio (silver crucian carp), 439 nucleotides long. RefSeq names its product NADH dehydrogenase [ubiquinone] 1 beta subcomplex subunit 1. Gene Ontology annotation, cellular component: mitochondrion. Bases 145 to 321 code for a protein of 58 amino acids. The record is from RefSeq and is a predicted model, not a curated record. The transcript is spliced from 3 exons. NCBI's taxonomy places the organism in Eukaryota, Metazoa, Chordata, Actinopteri, Cypriniformes, Cyprinidae.
AACGUUUCAAUGUAGCGGAAAGGAAAAUUGGAGCAACUCCCUUCAAACGGUCUCUUUGAUAGUUGGUACAGUCCAAAGCCCUCUAGCUCUUCCAGCUAAUGCUACUGUGCUAAUAGCACACAGAGGAAACUACCGGAAGGCAUUAUGGUGAACUUCGCAGCAGCGAUUCGUGAGCACUGGGUCAAUAUCCUGGUCCCUCUGGGUUUCGUCAUCGGGGUUUAUCUGGACCGAUGGAAUGACCAGAAACUCACAGCAUUCAGGAACAAGAGUGCUUUAUAUAGCAGGGAACUGAAGCCCGGUGAGGAAUACACCUGGAAGUGAGACUCCUGCAGUGAUAUUUAUUGGACCCUCUGCCUAGAAUGUGUAUAUUGUCUGUUCAUCCACCAUAUCUCUGAUUACGAGCAUGUUGGCGCAAUAAAUUGUGCAUUUAAUUCUGUAA